CGUCGAUGAAAAAAAAUACCGAGCGAGCGGCAGAAGGGCCGGGGGAUGCACAACGGCUCAGAGGAAACAGCUUCACAGGAGAAAAACCAGGAAUGCUGAUGCUGCUGAACAUGGAGUGUCGCCUCCUUUGCGGAAUAAUCCUGGUGAACGCUGAUGUGUCCGGUCAGUGAGUUUUUAAAGGAUAAAGAUUUGGGCUCACACUUUGUUUUCUAACCGUUGAUACACACAUCUGCAAUGAUGCGGGCUGUGGACUGGGGACGAGCCGCUGCGAUUGUACUCUGCCUUUUGGGAUACCUUUCCUCCGGAGCUGUCGCCAAAACACUACCGGAGGACACUGGCACAGAAGAGGUGACUCUGAAGGUUCACCUGAGCGAUGCCAGCACUCACCAGCCCCUGGGAGGAGCCUCCAUACAGCUCUUUGCCAACCACACGCCUGUAACCUCGGAAACCUCAUCACCUGAUGGCAACACCUACCUGCGCUUCUCCUACCGCCUUGGGACACCAUUGGUCGUCACCGCAACCAAACAAGGAUAUGUGCCAAACUCUGUGCCCUGGAGUCCCUCAAGAUUACCUGUAUUUUCCUCCAUCAGCCUGGACCUGCUACCAGAGAGAGCUGCUACUCUAAUGGUGUAUGAAGAUGUGGUGGAGAUUGUGUCAGGAUUACAAGGUUUACGGCAUCAGCCCAGCGUUCACUUCCAGCGCAGAGCUCUGAGUCUUCCCUCCAACACGUCCUAUGCCAACCUAACUGCUCUGCUCACUGUGGCCAGCUCCCCCUCGCACAUCCAGCACUUCCCCCACCUGCAGGUCCUCAGCGGCAAUGGCACAGGGACUGAGAAGAGGUUUGAGUUGACUCCUGUAGCGGCAAUCUCUGUUCACUUAUUGGCCAGCGACGGAGUGGAGCUGCAGGUGAAUGAGCCAAUCACGGUCUCCGUCCCCUUGCCGGCUGACAGUGGCCUGAAGGAAAAUGAUCAUAUCCCUGCUUGGAGAUUUGACCCGCGCUUGGGUGCCUGGAUAAAGAGCAGCUGGGGUCACGUGCAGCGGGAGGGCAACCAGCUCAGUCUGACCUACAUUGCUCCUCAGCUGGGAUAUUGGGUGGCCGCCAUGUCUCCACUGCACUCAGGUCCAGUGUUUGCGAAGGACAUCAGCACGUACCACACCUUUUUCCUGUUGGCUAUACUGGGAGGCAUGGCUCUCAUCCUGCUCUGCCUGCUUUGCCUUCUGUUGUACUACUGCAGGCGUCGUUGUUUGAAGCCUCGAGGGUCUCACCGUAAGCUGACACUAUCCUCCGGUCUAGACAGCAGUAAGAGGGACCAAGCCACCUCCAUGUCCCACCUGAACCUCAUCAGCAACGAGGUGCAGUUGGAACUUGUUUCCACAGCGACUGAGCCCGACAUGACCACACCAAUGCUGAAGCCUUCCUCGUAUGAGCACCAAGACAAUCAACGUCAACACAGCCUAAUCCAUCACAGCAAACACAGCCGCUCCUCGCUCGGCAACAACAGCCACCACGGCUCAUCUCUUGGCAAUCUAACGCCUCGCAGCAGAGACUACCGGCAGUCUGUGGAAACGUUCCAAUUAAAGUCUGCCCUUUCAUGUGGAACAGACAGAGGCUACCGUCAAUCAUAUACCUCCGUCUGCUCAUCCAGCAACCCCAUUUCAGACACACUGUCAUCAGCCAAUCACGGUCAGGUGUCGGCUAACCAGCUGAGCAGUGUCGGGGUUGUUGAUUGCAUCUCCCCCUCCUCUCCUCCUCACUCCCCCAGCAGAGGGGAGGGGUGUGAGUGCAGAGCUCCUGACUACCUUCUGUCGCGCUCUGUGGACCACCUGGAGCGUCCCAGCCCCCCGUUGCUGUCUCGGCCGGGCCAGCUGCUCUGCUGCGGCUCCGUGGACCUGCUGAGUGGAGGAGAAGGCUACCCGAGGGUGCGUCCUACACUGGUGAUCCCAGCACACUACAUGCGGCUGCCCGGCGAGCACCCUCUGUCUGGUCAGGCCCUCCUGCUGCAGACUGACCAGCAGAGUGAUCUGGAGACCAUCCAGGCUGAGCUCAAUGCCUCACAUUCCCAGCAGCCCCUGGGGGGAACCCCCACUGACAGUGCCCCACAUCCCAACAAACAGAGUGAUGGAGAACGGCUUGGCCUGUCAGAGUCUCUUUCUAUCCCAGCAGCACUUGGGGACACAGGUCUAGUGGAAAUAAACAGUGAGGACACCUUACUGGCUGAAAAGACUUUAAUGGAGCUAAGGGGAGGGAAGCCUCUGCCUCACCCACGGGCCUGGUUUGUCUCACUUGACGGACGCUCCAACGCUCAUAUUCGCCACUCCUACAUCGACCUGCAGCGGGCGGGGUGCCACAGCAACACACCAAGUGGAGGAGGUCAGCAGGGUAAUGGCAAAAGUGGGAAGCGCGGCAACGAUGCUAGUCUGGACUCCGGCGUGGACCUGAACGAGCCGAGAGCAGGCCGAGGGAGAGGGAGAGACGGGGGGCGGGAGGAAAGAGAUGUCGACAGGUCGAAAGGCACGACACCAGCCAUGGCGUACACUCAGCUGGUGUACGUGGACGACCUAGACGUGGGAGGCAGCGAGGAGGAGACGCCCAAGUGCAGCCCACAGGACAGUAUAACAGGACCCAUCCUGUCAGACAAAGCGGAGGGUCAGAGAGGGGAUCACUGUCAGGGGGAGGUGGAGGGGAAAAGAGUAGAAGGGGUACAAAUACACGAGGAGCCGCCCUCACUGUCCUCAUCCCCUGCUUCUCCUCCUCCCCUGCCAACACCAGAGGGAGAGACGUUCAGGACUGAUCAUGUGCUGCUGUCAGUCUCUCCUGAUGAUGAUGCAGCACACGAGGAUGGAGAGGAGGAGAAGAAGAGUCCCUGGCAGAGGAGAGAGGAGCGACCCCUGCUGGCCUUCAACAUGAAAUGAUACACAGAUGACCACUUCGAGGAUAGGUUCACAUUUUUUGUCAUGGAGUAUUGAUAUGCCCAUAUAUGCAUUGAAUGUGUUUUUGGUCGGAGUAAUUGCUCCUCCUGUCCACACUGGCUCUACUUAAAGCUAUUUUAAAGGGGAGCUUCAGUAUUUUUAAACAUAUUUUCCCAUCUUUUUGUGUCUAAGUGACUAGUGGGAACAACAAUUUCUGAAAUUGGUCCAGUAUUGAGAGAGAGUGCUGCAGUCUGCAGCAAUAAAACCCAGGCCCCGUUAGUUUAUCUCCAUUAAAAGUGAUUGUUUUUGCUACUAACAGACUCAGAUUAUUUGUAAGUGUCUGACAACAUUAUGGAAAGGUCCCUACCAAGAAAUGAAACAUUUUUCUGUACCUUUCACUGAUGAUGUUUUGUGUCCAAGUCUCGCUGACGAAAAGUCUCACUCACUCACUCAAAUUUCACAGACUUUCUCACAUUUUUGAAAUCAACUAAAUAUUCAGCCAUGUCAUUGAAAAUUUUGUUGAUAAGACUAAGAUACGCCGUCUGUGCUCCAACACAAACAAACAAAGAACUCUCUCCAACUCUCACUCAUGUUUCCAUCGGUUACCUCCUGCAAUAAGGCACCUCUCAUGAGAAAGAGACUUCUCCUUUAGCAAGACUUGGACACAAAACAGACCAGAUAAACUGAAAGGUUCAGUAAAACGUUUUAUUCCUUUGUAGGAUUCUUUCCAUAAUGUUGUAAGACACUCCUAAUAACAAUCUGAGCCCGUCAGUGACAAAAACUAGCACUUCAAGUAGUUGGCCUGUUUUGCCGCUGCCGACUGCAGCUGUCUCGCACAGCACUAGAUCAGUUUAAAAAGUUAUUGUUCCUACGAAUCACAUGGGAAAAUAGAGUCCACAUUGAAAAAUACUUGAGUUCCUCCUCCCUGUAUGAGCUGAUGGAUGAAAUUGACAAUCCUCCUCCUGUGCUAAAAUUCAUUCUGAUUCAGCCGAAGCUAAUUGGAGGCUUAAGAUCCUGAGUUAGUGACAUCAAAAUUAGUUUUUCAGAUAAAGUACAUUGUUAAUCCCAGUAGGAAAACACAGCAUUGCAGCAGCCAAGUCACGCAUGAAACACAACACAAAGUUGGAUGACUACAUGAAUAGAGUAAUGAAAACAAAUCUAAGAACUGGGACCGUACUCUAUAUACAAGAGAGGCCAGUGUUAGCCAAAGAUACUAGGUGAGGUGAAUUGCCACAAGUCUUGAGUCAUAACUCAAUCUCAGUUUGACUUAUACUCCCUGACAUCAUUAUCUCAGAUGUCCAUCAUAAUAAAGAGCCAUAAGUCUGCUAAAUAUAACUCCAGAACUUGUCUGUGAAUCAUCACUUAUUUAAGUUUUCUUCAUUAUCAGAGUAAUCCAGUGAUGUUUGUCUAUACAGUCAUGGAUAUACUGAAAACACACUGAGCCAGGACCAUGUUCUUUGUCCUUCAUCUCACUGAAAUCACAUUAGGAAUGGAUCUGUUUGCCGUUAGUGAGACAGGAGGAGCAUGUAAAGCAACUGAAAUUGUUCAGCUGCACGUGUGGGCAGAUCAGUUUUGAGAUAGACUUGAAAAAAUGUGAAUUAAUCCUUAAAUCAUGACUCCCCCCUCUGCUCAGACCACAACGUGAAAGACCAUUUAAAUUGAAGCCCUUUGUUUUCCUUAAUAGAGCACUGAGAAGACAUUUCAGCACUGGGAUCCCUUCUAGCCAAGAGCACGAAGGGACGAUUCAGAUCCUUCACGAACCUCCAGGUCCCCUUUAUGAAAGUACCACUGUUGCACUCCACUUUGUCAUCCUCAUGACCCUCUACACGAACACACCACUCAUCAGGAAUAUCGUAUGCAUCGUCUGAGGGAGACAAACGGAUGUUGGAGGCAAGAAUAUUUUAUGCACAACAGAUAUAUGCCUUUUUUUUUUUAUAAAUAGCCUUGUAAGCAUAAAGGAACUGAAACAGAUGAUGGGUGGUUCUCACAUUUGAAAGACUACAGGAGCCUUUUUUUUUCUUGAGCCAUAUUGGCCUCAGUCCACUGACUGUAAAGAACACACCACACUACUUUCAAGUGAAAUUAUAACCCUUAUUUUUAAGACUGUGGAGCAUCUUUGCAAAACACAGCAACUGAUUCUACUCUUCUCACAGUCUGCACAAGAAUCAGCCCUGACGUCAACAUGUGAAUCCUGAGCUUCGGAUAGUUUGGAGUAUGUUGCUAGAAUUUAAUCUAGCCAGUCAGAAGGCUGCACGGAUGUUUCUACGUGAUCUACAGAUGGUUUGGACUGAAGAAAGUAAACCACUAUCCGCACUGCAACAGAUAAUGUGACACACCACUAUGCUGGUGGGCAAGGAUCUAAUACCACUACGAAGACUGUAGCUCCACCCAAAUUAAUUGUGAGGUGUAAUAAUAUGAAGGGUUUUGUAACUGUUGAACCACUGACUGGCAUAUUUUUUGCUCUGAAGGCUAUGCAUCACUUUUAUACGGCUGCUUGAGAUGCCUUUUUUGUAAUUUUAAUCAUUUUAAUUGCCAACAUGAAGUAUUUUACCCGAAAAAUAGGCUAUUUUUAUUUCUUCGAAUAUGUUAAGGGCUUUUCUUCUUCACCCGCCUUAUCGUUAGAGUUACAAAAAACAAAACACAUAACUGCAAGUUUUACCUGAAACCAAACUAUUUUUGCAUGCUGAGUUUAACCUUGAUUUUUUUUUUUUUUUUUUUUACCAUUUCCUCACGUUCCAAGUGCCUUUGAACAACCUGACUCUGCAACGAAUUUGUGGAACAGAUUACCUUAUUUAUUUCUCACCUUCCUUUGCCUUCAGCUUUUCUCCUCUACCUCAGCCCUCCCUUUCUCUCCCACUUGUGAAAGAAAGCAUGCAGUAAACUUUCCUCGGCACUAGCGUAUUAAAAGCUACACUGCAGACAUCUCAGAAAAUGUCUACCAGCUGCUGCAAUCGUAAAAUCCUCUACAGUAAUCAGCAAGGCACCAAUCUGUCUUAGAGUAAGCAGUUAAGGAUUUACACAAGUUUUCAGUGUAGCACGGGAUAGAUAAAGCUAAGUGUGAUUGUAUGUGAAGCUAAACUGCAGGUCAUUUCAGUGCAUUUUCUUAUUUUGGUGUUUUUUGGAUGGUGAAUGUUUUGUCUCGAAUGUGUUUACGUGCGCCUGAGUGGUGGUGGUGGUGUUCCUCUGCUGCUGGCUGUGAGUUUGUGUUGUCCACGUGAUGAAUAAUCAACAUGCAUCCACUCAAGGAUCAUAUAGUCAUAGCAAUCAUAUUACAGAGUGUGUAUAGUUCUUUCCUUUCCUCUACCAGGUCAAAAUGAUGUGUGAGUUGGUGUUGUGAAUGGCCUCUUUCCUCUUAGUAUCCCACAGCAACCUCCAGCUCUAGGGUGGAGUUGCAGCACAGCAUCCUGAGUGUGUAACUUGGUUGCUUGCAUUAUAUUUGAAGCCUAUUAUUCUGAAUAAACCGCCAAACUGGAA
This is a messenger RNA of Epinephelus moara (kelp grouper), 6384 nucleotides long. RefSeq names its product family with sequence similarity 171 member A1 (gene fam171a1). The coding region runs from base 235 to 2913 and encodes 892 amino acids. NCBI's taxonomy places the organism in Eukaryota, Metazoa, Chordata, Actinopteri, Perciformes, Serranidae. Gene Ontology annotation, biological process: stress fiber assembly; regulation of cell shape. Gene Ontology annotation, cellular component: plasma membrane. The record is from RefSeq and is a predicted model, not a curated record. The transcript has 9 exons.